AUGUUCACGCCUCCACCACCUCCGCCUCCGGCUACUCCUCCGGAUCCCAAGCCGGGGCCCCCACUGGGCCCCCCACCGGGCCCCCCACCGGGUCCCCCACCGGAUCCCCCACCAAAGACCUCACCGGGUCCUGCUGAAGCAACACCCACGUGGAUGCCGACGCCACCGCCACCGGCAGCCAAGGUGAAGGUGUCAUCUACACCAAGAGAUGGAUCCUAUCUUCGGCGGCAAGAAAAAUUCAGAAGAGAGGAGCAGCUCGCGGAAGAGCUUGCAACCGAAAAGAAGCUGCACGAGCAGAGACUGCAGGAAGCAAAGGAGCAUUAUGAGGAGAAGUUGGAGGAAGCCAAGAAACAAUACGAUCUGGCGGUGAAGAACCUGCAGCUUCAGGCAAAAGUGGAUGCAUCUGAAGCGGAGAAACGCUAUGACCAAAGGCUGGCAACCGCAGUCAGUAACUUGAGAGAGCAGAUCAGUGUGGAGAAGAAAGCAAAGGAGACGGAGCAGAAGAAAUGUGCGGACCUCGAGGCCUGCAACAAGAGGUAUGUGGAUGCAAACGGAAAGUUCGCAACGGAGCACCAGAACUGGAUCCAACGUGGUCAAAAUGCAGAAGCUGGAGAAAAGAAAGCCAAACGCCAGGCGACUGUGGCCAAAAAGCAACUGGAGGCUGAACAAAAGAAGUACCAGGAGCUGAAGACACAACACGAUGCAUUGGAGGCCGACUGUCACCGGGAAUUAUACCUAACACUGAAAGGUGCAGGCAGACUAGAGGGCGAGCCCCUGAAAGAAGUCUUUCAGUGGCUUGCCCUCUAG
Molecule: messenger RNA, 807 nt
Organism: Symbiodinium sp. CCMP2592
Lineage: Eukaryota; Dinophyceae; Suessiales; Symbiodiniaceae
Source: the annotation of a GenBank genome assembly